AUGGGACUACCUCUCGAGGGGGUCGUGGAAAUUCUGAAACCGGUGCAAAUUGACGUGAAUGGCGGUUGGUCGGCGUGGUCAACGUGGACUGGCGCCUGUUCCGCAGACUGCGUGGCGCUGCGCCGAGCACUCGAGAACAACGCCGGCUCGGAAGUGAUCCCACGGCUGCGGCGAAUACGAACCUGUAACAAUCCAGCACCCCUCAACGGUGGAGCGUAUUGUUCUGGCGAAGAAGAGGUAACCAGCGUCCCAGAAGUUGCACCUUGUCUCCGACUAAAUGGAUGUUUUCAGGAAUUCCGCUCCUGCAAUCUCACCUGCCGUUUGGACGGUCGAUGGUCAUUGUGGUCCGACUGGUCACCUUGUUCACCUACCUGUCACCGAUUUCGUACCAGGACCUGCACAUCGCCACCUCCAAUCAAUGGCGGACGGCCAUGUGUGGGACGUGAACUGGAGACUGUGCCAUGCAGUGAUGACUACUGUAUUCCAUCCUCUGCACCACAACCUCGGCUGACCAACGAUGCGGCGGUCUACGCCGGCCUGGCUUGCGUUUUGGUACUGCUGGCCAUCAUUAUGGCCCUGUGUACCGCGCUUCUUUGCAAGAGGAACCGUGGUAAAAAGGGCAGUGUGAAGAACAUCUACUAUGCAGAAAAUGGAGCUCAUGUCCGACGCGUCCUCCUCGAACAACAACAAAAAGCUCUGCUAGCCGACGAAUGUAUAAAGCCGCCACCGAUUGGUUCGCAGUUCUUCACACUUGGAAGUACGUGUUCUCCAUCGCCUAUGCAUCCUUCAAUGACACUACGCUCAGGAAAAAGCGCCUACAGUGGAUAUUCUGCGAAUCGAAACGCGGGUACGCUGGUUGAAUCAGCGCUGUCGUCGGUGGUGGUACUCGGCGAGUGCGAGGGUGAGCCAACCACUCCGGCUCGGCUCCUGCUGAAGCCUUUGAUUCUCUCGAUUCGGCACUGUGCUUCGGUGUUUCCCCGUGACAACUGGUCCUUACUGUACGCGGACGAAGGAUUCGGCUGGCAACGAGUGUUGACUGUUGGUGAGGAGAAUCUGAACUCGACGAUGUACGUUCAUAUGGAGAAGCCGGGCCGAGCUGAUGGUGGAAUGGGCUGGUGUCAUGUAAUGCUGGACAGCUUUGCCAGAGUGAUGCUAGCCGGUCGACCACGACGAGCCUCAGCCACUGCGUGCAAACGGGUUCACCUGGCUGCCUACGGACCAUCGGAGCGACCUCGGACGUCAAGCUUCGAGCUGAGGGUCUACUGCGUGCCGGAGACUGGAGCCGCGAUGGAAAGCGUCGCAAAGCAAGAACAGCAUGGACGGCUUCUGGCAGAAUCGGAGCACUUUUUGCUGAAUGAGAAAGGCGACCUCUGUUUCUGCGUUGAAGAUGUCUCCGAGGGCUUCUCAACACGUGGAUCAGCGCUCGUGGAAAUUCCGGACACCCAUCACCAAUGGUGCAGCCAAAACGGUCUGCAUUGCUCCAUCACAGUGUGCAGCGACAUGAAGAGGCCGGCGGACAACUUCAUGGCUCGGAUUGUCGUCUACCAGAAAACGAACAAUGCCGAACGGCAUGUGUUGCAAGUGCGAUUCGAGAACAGCAUCUACGACAAGCCACCAGCUGAAGAGGACCGUGUCGUUACGACGGACUUUAAUCUUCCUGUCGAGGUGAAAGACGAGUUAUCUCAACUGCUCGAUCCUCCCACCGAUCCGGAUCGCGAUUGGCGAGGUCUGGCUAAGAAGCUUCACACAGACCGCUAUAUCCAGUACUUUGCCACUCGUCCUGGCUGCUCUCCAACGACAUUGCUGCUCGAUCUGUGGGAAGCAAGGGAAUGUGGUUCAUUACGAGCCGCUCAUGACUUGCUGCAGACGUUGCGGGUGAUGGGACGACCGGACGCUGUUGCACUGCUCGAGCAGUACCUCUCACAUUUCUCAUACGUUACCUAA
Ostertagia ostertagi is the source of this 1944-nucleotide messenger RNA. NCBI's taxonomy places the organism in Eukaryota, Metazoa, Nematoda, Chromadorea, Rhabditida, Trichostrongylidae. The record is from the annotation of a GenBank genome assembly.